Lolium rigidum is the source of this 1892-nucleotide messenger RNA. RefSeq names its product probable transcription factor KAN2. Bases 290 to 1336 code for a protein of 348 amino acids. Gene Ontology annotation, biological process: regulation of DNA-templated transcription; abaxial cell fate specification. Lineage: Eukaryota; Viridiplantae; Streptophyta; Magnoliopsida; Poales; Poaceae. The record is from RefSeq and is a predicted model, not a curated record. The transcript has 6 exons. Gene Ontology annotation, molecular function: transcription cis-regulatory region binding. Gene Ontology annotation, cellular component: nucleus.
CAUCCAAACAGACACUCCUGUCCUUCACCAUUCCAAGUUUCCAACACUCUUUCUCUUUCUCCCUCUCACUCUCCCCCCACCCGUGGACUCCUCUCCCCUCCUCUCCCCCAAGCAGCAAGAAAUCCUCCAAGUUCCACCUCAAUUUCGGCCAUAACCCAACGAGCAUCCGAAUCAAGAAACCCCUUUUCAACUCCUUCUCGAUCUCUAGCUAGCCACAAGUCAAGGGCAGCAGGCAUCACACCACACCACCUGCUGUUUGCAAGUUGCAAGAAGUAGAGGAGAGAGAUCAAUGGAGCUGUUCCCAUCACAGCCAGACCUGCAGCUGCAGCUCCAAAUCAGUCCUCCCCCUGCCACCAAGCCAAUGGACUUAGGGUUUUGGAAGAGGGCUCUCGACACCACCACCGCGACCACUACAGCAUCAGCGGCAGCAACCAUCGCCGCUCCGUCCAUCAACAGGGCAUACUCCUCCGCCGUAGCGGCAGCCGGCAGCGGCUUCCACGCAACUGGCGCCGAUGGCCUCUUCGAUGGGCUACAGUUCUUGCAGCACACCCAGCCCAUCCUCAAUCAUGAGGUGCAGGACCUGGCUUCCAUGAGGCCCAUCCGCGGCAUCCCCGUGUACAACACCUCGCAGUCGCUCCCUUUUCUCCAGAGCCAGCUCCACCACCACCACCUCCACAACCACCAGCAUUGCUACGACGCGAUCGGUGGCGCGGCCGGCGGGCCGAGGUCGCCCGGCAAGGCCGGCGUGCUGCGGCUGGCGGCGCCGCCGGCCAAGCGGGGCUCCCGUGCGCCGAGGAUGCGGUGGACGACGUCGCUGCACUCGCGGUUCGUCCACGCCGUCGAGCUGCUUGGAGGCCACGAGAGAGCAACACCCAAGUCAGUUCUUGAGCUAAUGGACGUGAAGGAUCUAACCUUAGCACAUGUCAAGUCUCAUUUGCAGAUGUACCGGACCAUCAAGACCACUGAUCACAAACCAGCUGGUGCUCCAUCCUACGGGCAAGCCAAGACAAUCAUAGACAUCCCUGACGACAGCUCCUUCGACAUCACCAACACCAGUGGAUCUGAGUGUUCAGUCCAGCAAUCAAAUCUUGACGGGAACGACCAUGGAUCCAACAUGUGCGCUCUCUGGAGCAACAACUCUUCGAGCGGAGGGGCCUGGUUCCAUGGAAAAUCAAGAGAUGCCAACCCAGGCGACAUGAAAUCCUUUGAGGACGUCCAAUCGCAGUGCCUCGACGUGGACAAUGCCUCCUACCUGAUGUCGUCACCGUUCCGACUAUCUGAAUUGGUCGUCGGCGCCAAGAAGCCGAACCUCGACUUCACCCUAGGACGAAUGUAACCUGUCGCUGAUGCGUGUUGAUCGAUCCAUCGCAGUGGAAGAUGUCUAGCUAGUUAGCUAUAUGAUCACCUAUAGGUUAAUGAGAUGCAUAUACUCGUGUGGCGCCAGCCCCAUAUGCAUGUGUGUAUGAAGCGGAGGAGGGAGCCAACAAAGCAAGAUGAUGAGAAAGCAAAAGAGGCUGAGAAUUAAAGAAUAAGACGAGACAACCGUUGAUCUAGGAACAAAGUGCAAAAGGGGAGAGGGAGAGACAUGGGUGCGUGCAAGUGUGCGUGCGUGGUAGAGAGAUGGAUAGCGAGAGAAAUAGGCUUUAUCAAAGGCAGGAAGGCAAGCAGGAGCAUGCAACAGGUACCUUGCCUGCCUGCCUAAAGGGCUUGCAGAUAUAUGUGCCUAUAAUCCUACAUAUCGAUCGCUUGCUUCUGGUGCACACACGAUGGAACUAGCUAGGAGAGUGUAGUAUGUGCGUGCAUGGUGCCUGAUGAGACAGAGCUGCAUGCUAGGUUAAGAAAGGUUUCAUCUUUUUGUUAUGCACAAGAAAGGUGCAAAGUUGAUGUGCUUA